AUGGCGCGAGAAAAACCAGUGCCGCCGCCCCAGGCGCGCGUCGACGACGAGAACAAGCUGCGCAGGACGGCGCCGCCCUUCCUGCACAAGGUCGGCUACGCGGCGCACAUGUACGGCCUGCAGGCGAUGCUGGCCCUGCCGCUCUACCUGCGCGGAUGGAAGGAGCAUUUCUACCCUCCCGAGAACGGCCCCAGUAUCGUCAAGACGUAUGACGUUCGACCGGCCCUACCCGUCCGCAUCUUCUUCCCCGCGUCCUUUGACCUCACCUCGCCGCAGCAGCUGCCGACGCUGUUCACCAUCCACGGCGGCGGGUGGUGCAUCGGCGUCUCGCGCGACGACGACGAGUGGAACCGCGCCUUCGCCGACGCCCACUCGGCCCUCGUCAUCUCGCUCGAGUACGCCAAGGCGCCCUGGUCGCCCUUCCCGACGGCGGUGCACGACCUCGAGGCGCUCUUCCACGCCGUCCUGGCCGACGAGUCGCUGCCCAUCGCCCGCUCGCCCUCGCGCGUCGCCCUGCUCGGCUUCUCGGCGGGCGGCAACCUCGCGCUGGCGCUGGCGCAGCUGCCGAGCGUGUCCGGCGCGGCGGGUGGCGCCCCGCAGGCGGCCGUCUCGGUGUACGGCUGCCUGGACCUGGCGCGCAGCCCCUGGGCCAAGAUGCACAACCGGUUCUACAAGGUCGCGCUGCCGCCGCCGCGCAACCACAUCGAGGACCCCCUCGCGCGGCUCUGCCCGAGCUUCGACUGGAGCUACAUCCCCUACGGGCACGACCUGCGCGACCCGCUGCUGAGCCCGGCGUUUGCCGAGCGCGAGGGCCUGCCGCGGCACGUGUGCCUCGUCGGUGCGGAGCUCGACAUGCUCGCGCACGAGAGCUGGCGGAGCGCCGUGCGCUGGGCCAACGAGGUGCGCGGCGGGCCGUCCCGGACCCGGCCCGUGCCGGACCCGGACAUCAAGGAGGACAAGGUGCGCAAGGUGGGGAAGCGGGCGAGCAGCAAGCGCAAGGGGGAGCUGGAGCCGCCGGGCGACGACAGGUACGACUUUGAGGAGUGGGACGAGGACGGCGCCGGCAGCGUCAAGUGGCUGCUGGUCCCGGACGUGCUGCACGCGUUCGACAACCCGGGGAUGCGGAAUGUCAUGGGCGGCGAGGAGACGAUGCAGGAUGCCGAGAUGAAGACGGUGGCGUACCAGGCCGAGGUGGCGGGCUGGCUGUACCGUGAAUAUCAAUAUGAGCCCCUCCACGGGUUGAACCACAUCCGGCUCCUCGAGCUGCUGCCCGGCUCGGAGGGAGACCCAAUCUCGGUCAUUCUCCACGAGCAUUCUCUAUCCGACGACGCAGGAUACGAGGCCAUAUCGUACGUCUGGGGCGACCCUGCCGCAAGGAAGGAGAUCAACUGCGGCCGAGGCACCCUCCAGGUCACUGUGAACCUCCACGAUGCCCUGUCUCACUUCCGCUGGCCAGACCGGGCCCGCAUGCUCUGGUCCGACGCCGCCUGCAUCAACCAGCAGGACCUCGACGAGCGAGCCUCUCAGGUGCAGCUGAUGCAUCUCAUCUACCAAAAUGCGAGCCGCUGCCUCGUCUGGCUCGGCCCCUCGGACGCCGAUUCUGCGGCAGCGGUGCCCCUCAUUGCCGACAUGACCGCCAUCGUCGCGCGGCGCCUCGGCGUAGACCUGGACCAGCUGGACGAGCAGCUGGAACGCCAGGGUCGCGAUAUGUUCCUCGCCAAGCGGGUCGGCUUCGAGGGUCUCCCGGAGAAAACCGACCCGAUCUGGGCCUCGCUCAUGCGCUUCUUCGCCCGCAAGUGGUUCAGCCGCGUCUGGGUCAUCCAAGAGGUCAACUUCGCGCGCUCCGUCCUGUUCUACUGCGGCGCGGACUGCAUGUCCUGGGCGGCCCUGUUCCACGUGUCCGACUGGAUCAUGACCAACUCGGGAUCCCUCCGCUGGCAUGAUAUCAUGACAAGGCAGCCGCAUGAUCUCGCUUCUCUGAUGACCAGGCGCUCUGGCAACCUCAUGGACAUGCGCCGCGAUGGCUUCAACAAGGACAAAUUGGAGGUCGACCAGCUACUCGACUACGGCAAGGCGUUCGACGCGACGGACCUGCGAGACAAGGUCUUUGCGAUGAUGAACUUCAACGCAUUCCGCAGGGCGAUCCCGGACAUGGUGGCUGAUUACACGCUCUCCGUGGCGCAGGUGUACACGGAGACAACAAUGGCGGCCAUACGGGGCCAGAAGAACCUACGAAUCCUGUUGACCGUUGAACACGAUCCGGACAAACCGGAAUCCGAGUUCCCAUCGUGGGUGCCGCGUUGGCAUAGACCCGACUCGAAUAGAAGCAUCUCCGCCUUGCUCAGCCAGGACAACACAGCCAGUGCCGACGAGUCCCUGCCCCUCGACCAAGUGAAGGUCCUGCAGCCGGGGCCUGUCCUGCAGCUCCCGGGCCUGGUCGUCGACGUUGUCCAAGACUUGUGCGACAUCCACCAGCCUUUGAUCCUCAACACCGGUGUAUUUUCUCGCCAUGCCUUCCGCCCGCACAAGCCCUGGGCGCGCUACCGCUACCACGACCCCGAGGACCCAGCCAGCAGGCCCGUCGAGGGCGCGCCCUACCAGACCAAACCCGAUAUCGUCGAGGCCUACGCCCUCGUGCUUACGGGCGGGUACCGCGAGCACGACAACGUCUUCGCCAUCGGCUGUGGCGGGCACCCGAACUUGGUCGCCGCCAACCGCGUCGAGUUUGUGGCCUGGCUGUCGCGGCUGCGGGCCAUCGAGGCGCUCUUCCCGGAGUACGUGCCGCCCGGCCUCUACUCGCCGACGCAGCCCGGCUUUGGCGACCUAUACGGGGACCAGAUCCCGGACUGGUCGGCGCACUGGGAGCGGAUGAUACGGGUUUAUCUCCUCGGCCGGAUGCUGUUCCGGACUCGGAGAGGGUAUCUGGGUCUUGGUACGAGGGGCUUGAUGGAAGGUGACCUGGUCUGCGUGCUCUUUGGCGGAAACGUGCCGUUUGUGCUGAGGAAGGUCGGCGCAGGAGAGGUUGUGGAUAAUGGGGAGGAGAGAUAUGCGCUGGUGGGAAAUGCAUAUGUCCAUGGGAUCAUGGAGGGACAGGUGGUGAAGGAGUGGAAGGAAGGGAAACGUGAGCGUCGGAUAUUCAAUUUGGUUUAA
Molecule: messenger RNA, 3150 nt
Organism: Thyridium curvatum
Lineage: Eukaryota; Fungi; Ascomycota; Sordariomycetes; Thyridiales; Thyridiaceae
Exons: 3
Coding region: 1-3150 (1049 amino acids)
Molecular function (GO): hydrolase activity
Source: RefSeq, a predicted model, not a curated record